Molecule: messenger RNA, 1598 nt
Organism: Medicago truncatula (barrel medic)
Lineage: Eukaryota; Viridiplantae; Streptophyta; Magnoliopsida; Fabales; Fabaceae
Product: cell division protein FtsZ homolog 1, chloroplastic
Exons: 6
Coding region: 170-1411 (413 amino acids)
Biological process (GO): chloroplast fission; cell division
Cellular component (GO): chloroplast; cytoplasm; cell division site
Molecular function (GO): GTPase activity; GTP binding
Source: RefSeq, a predicted model, not a curated record
GACAAAAAAAAACAGAAAAGAACAAAAUGCUGGAGUGAAUAAAAACAAGGAGGAUCAAAUGAACUCUGAAAUGAAACCUCAAUUCAAUUUUCAAAAUCUCAUAAACCCCUAGAUUCCUAAUUCUUCUCCCAUUUCCCAAUUCCAAAACCCUUAACACACAACAAAAAAAAUGUCAAUGUUUUCCCUACAAAACCCCAAUAAGCUACUCUCAUCCUCUUCAAUUCCCACUCCAAUUUCUCACACUACUCUCAGAAACUGUAUUUCACUAAACCCUAGAAAAACCCUGCGACAUCGUUUAAAGCCAGUAUCAUGUUCAUUCGAAUCAAUAGACAAUGCUAAGAUUAAGGUUGUUGGUGUUGGUGGUGGCGGUAACAAUGCUGUUAACCGCAUGAUUGGUUGCGGAUUACAGGGUGUAGACUUUUAUGCUAUAAAUACUGAUGCUCAAGCAUUGUUGCAUUCUGCUGCUGAGAAUCCUAUAAAAAUUGGAGAGCUCCUGACUCGUGGAUUAGGUACUGGUGGUAAUCCACUUUUGGGGGAACAAGCUGCUGAGGAAUCAAAAGAAACUAUUGCUAAUGCUCUUCAUGGCUCAGAUUUAGUGUUUGUAACUGCUGGUAUGGGUGGAGGCACGGGGUCUGGUGCUGCCCCAGUCGUGGCCAGGAUAUCAAAAGAAGCUGGUUACUUGACUGUUGGCGUUGUUACCUAUCCCUUUAGCUUUGAAGGACGCAAAAGAUCCUUGCAGGCUCUAGAAGCCAUCGAAAGGCUGCAGCAGAAUGUGGACACACUUAUAGUGAUUCCAAAUGAUCGUCUGCUUGACAUAGCUGAUGAUCAAACGCCUCUUACGGAUGCUUUCCGUCUUGCUGAUGAUGUUCUACGACAAGGAGUACAGGGAAUAUCAGACAUCAUAACAAUACCUGGUCUUGUAAAUGUGGAUUUUGCUGAUGUAAAAGCUGUGAUGAAAGACUCUGGAACUGCAAUGCUUGGAGUAGGUGUUUCCUCUGGUAAAAACCGUGCAGAAGAAGCUGCAGAACAAGCUACUCUGGCACCUUUAAUUGGAUCAUCUAUUCAGUCAGCUACUGGGAUAGUAUAUAAUAUUACUGGAGGAAAAGACAUAACUCUUCAGGAAGUGAAUAGAGUUUCUCAGGUAGUAACAAGUUUAGCCGAUCCUUCUGCAAAUAUCAUAUUUGGGGCUGUUGUUGACGAGCGCUACAGCGGGGAGAUUCACGUGACUCUCAUUGCCACCGGCUUCUCACAGUCCUUCCAAAAGAUGCUACUAACAGAUCCAAGGGCUGCAAAGCUUCUUGACAGAUUACCUAUGGGCCAAGAAAGCAAACAAACAUCAACUCCGCUAAAGGCCUCAAACUUUUCAUCAACAAUUGCAUCUAAAGCAUCUCCACGAAAACUCUUCUUUUAGCUUCUUUUAACCCUUUUUUUUAUAGUAGUUUCGUAUCUGUAAAAUUCUUUAAGCUUGAUUUAGGUAUAAUUCUGGUUUGUCCCUCGAUUGUGGCGAAUGUUUUUUACUAACUCUUCAGAAAAAUUAGCUAUUGGCACGACUUAGUAAUUUACAGUGUCAGCGUAACGUUUGUAGCAUUUUUGUCAAA